UUGAUUUUUUAUGGGAUCAACUUUGCUCUCUCUCGGCAUUGCCGUUUGAAUGCUAGUGUGGGUUUUGUGGGGGGGAGCCAUGUAUUUCCACACAACCCAAUUCACAUUGAACAAGCCCCCAAGCUGGCUCUGAUCUUGGCUCCCUCAGUUUUUUCUUUUUCUUUUUUAACUUGCUUACUCUUCUGGGUUCAUCACCUGCCCUAG
Cantharellus anzutake is the source of this 204-nucleotide messenger RNA. RefSeq lists its product as uncharacterized. The annotation marks the transcript as partial. The transcript is spliced from 2 exons. The record is from RefSeq and is a predicted model, not a curated record. Lineage: Eukaryota; Fungi; Basidiomycota; Agaricomycetes; Cantharellales; Hydnaceae.